AUGCGCCCCUGUACCGCCUCCUCAUGCUGCUGCCAGGCCUGUAAUCUGCCAUGGGCCCCCGUACCGACUCCUCAUGCUGCUGCCAGGCCCGUAAUCUGCCAUGGGCCCCUGUACCCGCCUCCUCAUGCUGCUGCCAGGUCCAGAGUGUGUCAUGGGUCCCUGUACGGCCUCCCAUUGCUGCUGUCUCUAUCGCCACACUCUGCCAUGUGCCACUUUCAGGUCUCCUCACACUGCUGGUGGUUUCCAUUUUUGUCAUAGGGUGCUGUAUGGCCUCCCAUUGCUGCUGCCUCCACCGCCACACUGUGGCUCCACACUCUGGUUUUGGCCCCGUGACUGCCAAAUGAGUGAAGUGUGCGGUGAUUCUAAGAUCGACGGCACUCAUCUGCAUGUCAUACUGCCUGACAGUAUUUAUUUCCCCAGCAGACUCCAAGGGCAUUUAAAUUAAAGGUACAGUGUUCACACUAAUAUUA
This is a messenger RNA of Staurois parvus, 470 nucleotides long. NCBI's taxonomy places the organism in Eukaryota, Metazoa, Chordata, Amphibia, Anura, Ranidae. The record is from the annotation of a GenBank genome assembly.